AUGUUUGAGGGCCGCCAUGCCGCCGACCGCUAUCGCUCAGUCGUUCUCACGUCUGCCGAAAUGGUCGAGAUUCGUGCAGCGCAAAGAACGUUCGAGGGAGCCUACAUCCGCACGGCCAUCGGACAGUUCUCGUUCGCCCUGAUCGUGCUCAAGAUCUUCACGGCUGAGUUCUACUCCAUCGGUGCGCUAUUCGCAGUCUAUGGGGCAGGCAUUCUGUUCAUCAGCUUGUUCAGACGGCAGCAGGGCAAUAAGCAGUUCUUCUCAGAACUAGGCGAGGAUGGUCUCCAUAGGAAAAAGUUCAGGACGAGCGGCAAUGUGGUGAGCGUGUUGACUGCGCUGAGUGUCUCGGCGUACGUCUGUUUGCUGGUGCUCACGCUGCGGCUCGAGACGUGA
This is a messenger RNA of Boeremia exigua, 393 nucleotides long. RefSeq lists its product as uncharacterized. NCBI's taxonomy places the organism in Eukaryota, Fungi, Ascomycota, Dothideomycetes, Pleosporales, Didymellaceae. The transcript has 2 exons. The record is from RefSeq and is a predicted model, not a curated record. The coding region runs from base 1 to 393 and encodes 130 amino acids.